Messenger RNA from Emys orbicularis (European pond turtle), 1224 nucleotides. Its product is annotated as zinc finger and SCAN domain-containing protein 2-like. Lineage: Eukaryota; Metazoa; Chordata; Testudines; Emydidae. Bases 1 to 1224 code for a protein of 407 amino acids. Gene Ontology annotation, molecular function: RNA polymerase II cis-regulatory region sequence-specific DNA binding; DNA-binding transcription factor activity, RNA polymerase II-specific. The transcript has 2 exons. Gene Ontology annotation, biological process: regulation of transcription by RNA polymerase II. The record is from RefSeq and is a predicted model, not a curated record. Gene Ontology annotation, cellular component: nucleus.
AUGGACCAAGAGGAAGAGCCCUGUGUCCUGGACUCUGAGGAUUCUUCAGAAAAGGAGACUCCGAGAGGCCCUCAGGCAGGUGAUGGGAUGGUGAGUGAGAACGAGGAGGAGAAUCCUCAGCAGGAAGAUCCUGAGCGAGUGGAAUCACAGUGGACAGUAUCGGGAAGAGAUGAAGGUGGUGUUUCCCUGAGUCCUGAGCUGGGAGAAGCCCGGGAGAAUCACCCUUAUAAAUGCCCCGACUGUGGGAAAAGCUUCCGAUGGAGCUGCCGCUUCAUUGAACAUCAGAGAAUCCACACAGGGGAGAAAACCUCUAUCUGUGCCGACUGCGGAGAGAGCUUCAGUCGUUACUCAAACUUCACAAGACACCGCAGGAUUCAUACCGGAGAGAAACCCUACAGCUGCCCCGACUGUGGGAAAAACUUUGGUCGCACUUCUGACCUCAUUAUACACCAGAGACUGCACACAGGAGAGAGACCCUACAAAUGCCCUCAGUGUGGGAAAAGCUUCAGCCGCAGCUCGUACCUCAUUCCUCACCAGAGGACACACACAGGAGAGAGGCCCUAUAAAUGCCCUGACUGUGGGAAGAGCUUCAACCUGAGCUCAAACCUUAUCAGGCAUCAGAGGAUCCACACGGGAGAAAAACCCUAUAGAUGCCCCGACUGUGGGAAAAGCUUCUAUCUGAGCUUACACCUGAUUAGGCACCAAAGAGUCCAUAUUGAAAGAAAAUCCUAUGACUGCCCCGACUGCGGGAAAAAGUUCAUUCGGAACUCAGCCCUGAUUAUACACCACAGACUCCACACGGGAGAGAGACCCUAUAAAUGCGCCGACUGUGGGAAAAGCUUUGGCAUGAGCUCAGACCUGAUCAGACACCAGAGAUCCCACACGGGAGAGAGACCCUACAAAUGUGAAUGUGGGAAAAGCUUCAGCGUGAGCUCCAAGCUCAUCAGACAUCAGGGAACACAUGUGACAGAGAAACCUUUCCGUUGUCCUGAAUGUGGGGAAGGCUUCGCCACCAGCUCCAAACUCAUUAAACAUCAGAAACACCACCUGGAACAGAAACCCUACAAAUGCGGGGACUGCUGGAAAAGCUAUAGCCACAGUUCCGAACUCCUCAGGCAUCAGCGAGCCCACACGGGAGAGAGACCCUAUAAGUGCCCCGACUGUGGGAAAGGGUUUAGUCGGAGCUCGCACCUUAUCAGGCAUCAGAAAAUCCACAAGAGAUAG